This is a messenger RNA of Cherax quadricarinatus, 1088 nucleotides long. Lineage: Eukaryota; Metazoa; Arthropoda; Malacostraca; Decapoda; Parastacidae. The record is from RefSeq and is a predicted model, not a curated record.
GAAGGGGAAGGUGUGGAGUCAUGGACGACGCCCAGCAGCAUCAGCACAAGGUUUACCCCAUUGGGGGUGUUAAGGUGCUGUUUCCCGUCAAGCCUUACCCGUCCCAGAUGGCUAUGAUGGCGCAGAUUAUAAAAGGACUCCAGCGAUGUCAGAACUGCCUGUUGGAAUCCCCUACUGGCUCUGGAAAAUCUCUAGCUCUCUUGUGCUCAACGCUGGCGUGGCAACAAGCUGAAAGAGAUAAAGCUCAGCGCUACAACCAGCUCAUCGACCAGGGUAUCACGGAUCUUGACAUCCUGGCCCGGGCAGUGGGUAAGGCUAAUAUGCCCCGUACCCCGGGGCAUGACCUGCUUUCUAGAGAUACCGGCCCAUCCUCGCCCACACAGCGGCAUCCGCCCACUCCCGCCACUCCUGGGGCACCCACCCCCGCCGCCGCUGACGUUGCAGAAGCUUCCCGAGGUGGUGACGGCGGCGGCUUUUUUCCCGAAGAUGAUGACGACGACUUCAGAUCAGCGGAGAGGCACUUCAGGACCCCCAUUGUGGGACAGAACAUUCCGGUCGAGUUGGCGGACAGUCUGGAGGAUACCAGUUUGUUGGACCACCAACCCUGGGAGCCGCGGCCAGAGGCACCAAGGAGAAUGAGUGUUCCGAAAAUCUUCUUCGGGACGAGAACUCACAAACAGAUCUACCAGAUCAUCAAGGAACUACGACGCACCUCCUAUAGUAAGGUCAGGUCUGUGGUGCUGGGGUCGAGGAAAUACACUUGUAUUCACCCCAUCGUCAGUAAGUCCAGUAACCAGAACGAAGGUUGCAGGGACUUGCUGGACCCCCACACGGAUCGUCGCAGGUCUCGACUUGAAGAGGUCGAAGAUGAACUAGAAAUACGUGUAGGCUCAGGGUGCAGGUUUUUCCCCCGGACAAUCAGACAAGAAUCAACCGCUUGGCAGCGUUUGGCAUGGACACCGCCUGGGGGAAUAGAAGACUUGGUGACCCUGGGGAAAAAAGUCAAAGCUUUCCCUACUUGUUGCCAGAUCACGAUGGCCACAGAACAUAUUUUGGAACAAACACAAGCUAGGAUUUUCUUUGUUUAG